Sorghum bicolor (sorghum) is the source of this 2907-nucleotide messenger RNA. RefSeq names its product villin-1. NCBI's taxonomy places the organism in Eukaryota, Viridiplantae, Streptophyta, Magnoliopsida, Poales, Poaceae. Bases 1 to 2679 code for a protein of 892 amino acids. The transcript has 21 exons. Gene Ontology annotation, molecular function: actin filament binding. The record is from RefSeq and is a predicted model, not a curated record.
AUGAGACCUUCCCUCAAUAGGACGUCGUCGGCGGGUGUCGUACAGACACAGAAGGAACUCCCACUUCCAUUGCCUGCUUGCUUCUGCUUCCCUGCAUCUGCGAGCGUUCCGGCGGCGGCGGCCGCCGGCCCGGCCGACUCAGCGGCGACCGCGACCAUGAAGGGCGUCGACGAUGCGUUCCUCGGCGUCGGCGACAAGCCAGGGCUGGACAUUUGGUGCAUUGUUGGGAGCAGUCUGGUCCCGGUUGCAAAACCCCAGCACGGCAAGUUCUACACCGGCAGCACCUACAUCAUACUGAAUACAACCGAGCUGAAAUCCGGGGCUCGUCGACACAAUGUGCAUUACUGGGUUGGGGAGGAGGCCAAAGAGGACGAUUGCCUCAUGGCCUCAGACAAGGCUGUUGAGUUGGACGCGGCACUGGGCUCCAGCACGGUCCAGUACAGGGAAACACAGGGUGAAGAAUCUGACAAGUUCUUGUCAUACUUCAAACCGUGUGUCAUCCCAGUACAAGGCUGCUUCUUUUCACACCUGAAAGGAUCUGGUGAUAGAUCCAACGCGACCACGAUGUUUAGAUGCCAAGGAGAGCACAUUGCUCGCGUCACACAAAUUCCAUUUACGCGGUCCUCUCUGGAUCACAAAUCGGUUUUUAUAGUGGACACGCCGUCGAAGAUCUUCCUUUUCAGUGGCUGUAAUUCUAGUUUGCAAACAAGGGCGAAAGCGUUGGAUGUUGUUAAGCAUCUGAAGGAGAACCGACACUUGGGCAGAUGUGAGAUCGCGGCAAUAGAGGAUGGAAAGCUUGUUGGUGAUUCUGAUGCUGGUGAGUUCUGGAACCUGUUUGGAGGCUAUGCACCUAUUCCUCGUGAUUUACCUGACACAGUCAAGGAAGAGCCACUGACUGCACCAUCCAAGAAACUUUUUUGGAUCAAUAAGAGAAACCUUGUUCCAUUGGAGGCACAUUUGUUGGAUAGAGAAAUGCUGAACUCAGACAGAAGUUACAUGCUGGACUGUAGCACUGAAAUAUUCUUAUGGAUGGGGAUGACAACACUAGUUUCGGAGAGGAAGUCAUCUGUUACUGUCUUAGAAGAUUAUAUGCACUCCCAGGGCAGGUCAUUCAAUGUUCGCACAUUUAUAAUGACAGAAGGUCAUGAAACUGUUGACUUUAAGCUGCACUUUCAGCAUUGGCCCAGGAAUGUUGAACUAAAGUUAUAUGAGGCUGGCCGAGAGAAAGUGGCAGCUAUUUUCAAGCAUCAGGGUUAUGAUGUCACAGAAAUUCCAGAGGAUAAACCUCAGCAGCUCAUCAGUUGUAAUGGCAGUCUGAAGGUGUGGUUGGUGGACCAUGGCUGUACAAACCUCCUUAGCACUGAGGACCAGGAGCAGUUGUACACUGGAGACUGUUAUAUCAUACGGUACAGCUAUGUUGAAGAUGGAAAAGAUUACCAUCUUUUCUUUGCUUGGUCUGGUAAGAAUAGUGUAAAGGACGAUAGCAUGUUGGCAACAUCGUUAAUGUCUAGCAUGGCUGAUUCAGUCAAAGGGCAUCCAGUUGUGGCAAAAGUUUUCGAGGGCAGAGAACCAGAAUUGUUUUUCUCGGUGUUCAAGUCACUAAUCAUAUUCAAGGGGGGCAGGAGUGCUGCAUAUAAGAGUUCUGUUCUACAGAAAAAUCCUAGAAAUGGAUAUCAUCAGAAGGAAGGAGUCGCCCUGUUCCGUGUUCAAGGCCUUAAACAUGAUUGUGUGCAAGCCAUUCAAGUUGAUCUGGCUGCAAGUUCACUUAAUUCCUCGCACUGUUAUAUUUUGGAAGACAAUGGUUUGUUCCUUACCUGGUUAGGAAGCCUCUCUUCACCAAACGAUCAUAAUAUUCUUGACUUGAUGAUGAACAAGUUGUGUCCAAUGAAACAGUCCUUGCUAGUCAGAGAAGGCUCUGAGCCGGAUCACUUCUGGAUAGCUUUGGGAGGACGAUCAGAGUACUCGAAAGAAAAGCGCGUGAAGGGUUGGCCAGCAGAUCCACAUCUGUAUGCUUGUAGAUUUGAACAAGGUUUGCUCAAGGUCAAGGAGGUAUUCAGCUUCUGUCAGGAUGACCUGGCAACUGAAGCGACAUUGAUUCUGGACUGCGAUGAAGAAAUCUACGUUUGGGUUGGGCUACACUCAGACAUUACAUCCAAGGAGCAAGCCCUGAAUAUUGGCAAGAUGUUCCUUCAGGAUGGCAUUUUUCACAGUGGAAGAUCGAUUGAAACGACGGUGUAUACAGUCACAGAAGGGGACGAGCCUGUAUUUUUCACCAAUUUCUUCAACAACUGGGACAAUUCCAAGCAAUCAUCUAUGGUUGGCAACUCAUUUGAGAGGAAGCUGGCCGUCCUGAAAGGAGUCUCUCCAAAACUAGAGACACCGGACAGAAGCAUGCGCAGGCCGCCAUCGAGGAGGCCCGGGGUAUCGUCGGAGCCGACCACGCCGGAGCACCAACACCAGCAGCCGACGGCGAGGAGGGCCUUUGGCUCCGCGUCUGCCGGGAGGUUUGGCAGGGAGCGCUCACCAGCUGCCGCACCGCCAAUGUCAUCGCCAUCUCCCAAAAGCCGCUCGACGUCGUCCACGCCCACCGCGGUGGCACGGCGGCUCUUCCCUGCCUCGGUGCACGCAUCGGAGGCCGUGCACGUCGUCUCCACGGGGACGACAGCUCGACGACGGUGAGAGAGGAGAGCUGCACGGAAUGACGGAAGACGACGUGUAUGCAUGUGUAACCGUGCUCGAUUGAAACCAUGUAAUGUAGAGACAGUAGAGUUGUACUAAUCACCGGUGUGCGUACGUAUUUUGUUUAAGGAAUUUACCUGUCAGGCUGUGAUACCCCAAAAUACAGAAUUCUCCUGUCGUGCACGACUGAAUCUAAUAAGUACUACCGUCGUUCCAAAAAAAAAAAAA